This is a messenger RNA of Magnolia sinica, 1714 nucleotides long. RefSeq names its product CBS domain-containing protein CBSX3, mitochondrial-like. The coding region runs from base 493 to 1098 and encodes 201 amino acids. The transcript has 6 exons. NCBI's taxonomy places the organism in Eukaryota, Viridiplantae, Streptophyta, Magnoliopsida, Magnoliales, Magnoliaceae. The record is from RefSeq and is a predicted model, not a curated record.
GCUUCUUCUUAUCAGAGCAUCAUUUAAGCUUUCUUCAUGCAAUCCAAUAUAUAGCUUAAAGGUUGGAGAUUCCAAAUCAUCAAAAGUCUCUCCAAAUGCUCCCACCGCAAGUCAUCAUAUUCUCCUAAUGCUUUUUGCUCAUCCUAACUAAUUAUAUACAAAGACCACAAACAGUUAAUAUAAUCAAGUUAAGCACCCAUUGAUACCUUCUCCUUCCUCUCUCCCACAAGAAAAGUACCUGCCAAUGUACCACCCUCCGAAAAUUUAAAAAAAUAAAUAAUAAUAAUAAUAAUAAUAAAAUUACUAUCAUAUACCUCAAGAAUGCUCCCUCCCUCACUUCCAUUGCCAUCAGAUCAACAGGUUCAUAUAAUUACAAUCACCCCUCUACAAGAGCUGUAGAGCCGUUGCCAUCGGAUCAACAGGUUCAUAUAAUCGCUAUCACCCCACUGCAAGAGCUGCAGAUCUGUUCCAACUCCGCUCUUGAGGCCAGAAAUGCAAGGAGUUACUCGAGCCAUUCCUGCACUCAAGCAUGCAAUUCUACAGCACCCCCAUAUGAAGAAAACCAUUUUCAGAUCCAAAGCGUUUUCACGUUCCGAAUGUAUUUUAUCUGCUCCUAAAGAACAUAAAGGACUUGAGAAUACAACUGUUGCAGAAGUUCUAAAAACAAAAGGAGAGUGUGCGGAUCGGUCAUUGCUCUGGUGUCGCAUUGAUGAUACUGUUUAUGAUGCCGUGAAACAUAUGACACAAAACAAUGUUGGAUCUUUGGUGGUUUUAAAGCCAGGGGAGCAAAAACUGAUUGCAGGAAUCCUUACUGAAAGAGACUACCUAAGGAAGAUAGUAGUGCAGGGAAGAUCCUCCAAAACUACUAGAGUUGGAGAAAUUAUGACUGAUGAGAACAAGCUCAUCACAGUGACCUCCGAUACAAACAUUAUGCGAGCGAUGCAAUUGAUGACAGACAAACACAUUCGGCAUGUGCCAGUAAUAGAUGCAAAAGUGGUGGGAUUGAUCUCGAUUGUGGAUGUCGUUAGAGCAGUGGUAGAGCAGCAGGGUAUGGAGGUGAAGCAUUUGAGUGAGUUCAUCAGAGGGGAUUAUUACUAGUUAAUGCAAAAUUACUUCUUUGAGUAUUGUAUGAGGUGCUUUAAAGCUUAAAUGUGUUUCACAUCUUUGCUUGAAGAUAGUGAAGAGACAAGUACAAAAUCAACUAUCUAUCCAAGAGCCCCAUAAAUGCACAUUGGAAAAUUUGUGUUGGACACUCAGCAAUUACGAAUGUUGUACCAAGGAGGCUGAAUUGCACUUGGACACUGCACUCAUUUACGAUAACCUUGUCCAAAAAAAUUGAAAAUUAUGCUGUCCAAGGAGGGGAGACUUUGAAUGCAGCUACCCAAGAAAAGGUUAUCCAAAAAAAGGAAGAAGUGAAAAAAAGAAGAAGAAGAAGAAAAAGUUCUCUGCUCCACAUCCUCAAUUGCAACCAAUAGCUAACACUACGUGGACUGGAUUUCAAGAGAGUGCAUGUUCACAAUUUAGAACCGACGUUCACAUUUUAGAACCGACUUAUUACGGGGUUCAAGUUUCGCACACAUCUGCUGUAUUGGUAUAUGUCCCACAGCUCAUCUCUUCAAUAUAUACUCUUCUUCUUCUUCUUCUUCUUUGGAGAAGCUCUUCAAUAUAUGCUCAUGCAGCCCUCUUCCAGGAAAAGGUUGUCAAAGAGGUGUCA